AGAUUUUUCAAAACAACACUGACUCUUAAAUAAUCAUGAGAACCAUGUUCAAGGACAGCAUUAUCUAAACUAUGAAGAAUAUACAUAUUAUGUUGUCGUUAAUUAAAUUGUUUAUUCUUGGAAAAGGGAAUUGUGUUGAGUAAUAGUAAAUUAAAUUGCGACAUCUUAUGAGGAAUUAAAAGUUAUUAUGAUUUUGUAUGUCGUAAGGCCUUUAUCCCAUUAAUCUCACUGUUUUGAUCGUAGCAAUAGCAAGCAAUAACAGUGAUUAAAAAGGGAACAAAAUCUGGGUAUACGAUUAUUAUACCGACCAACAGAAAGACAAAAUGGGUUUUAAAAAGGACAAUACAUUUAAGGAUAUAGUAUCGGAGUUUGCUAAUGACACAGCCACCAAUGGCGUACCUAAUAUUGCAAGAGCUGGUUCUAUACCCAGGAGGAUAAUAUGGACUAUUAUAGUCUUAGUGGCUGCAGGUUGGAUGUUCACGCAGCUUGCUCAAUCCUUUAUAACAUAUUAUAAACGCCCACAUUCAACAUUGCUGACAGAAACAUUCUCAAGUAAAAUUUACUUUCCUGCAGUGACGAUAUGCAAUAUUAAUCCAGUAAGGGAAUCCCAGAUCUAUCUAUCUAACAGUACAGAGAUUGAAGCCCUCCUUCGUCCAACGUCCCAGAAAGAGGGAUCAGAAAGGUUCUCUCAACUUACAGAACUCCAACGGAGUAUGCAAACGCUCCCAACAUCGUCAUUGCAAGCUAUGGGACAUCUUCCAGAAACUAUGAUAAUGUCAUGUACUUAUGCCGGGGAAGACUGUAGUUAUUCUGACUUCACAAUGUUUACCAACUAUAAAUAUGGAAACUGCAUCACGUACAAUGCCGGGCCAGAUAUAGUGACAUCUUCUCAAGCUGGCGCUCAACAUGGAUUAUCCUUGGAAUUAUUCGUUGAAGAAAACGAAUACCUGACACUUACUGAUACUGUCGGUUUCAAAGUGAGCAUCGAGAGACAAAAUAAAGCUUUGUUUCCAGAGGAAACUGGAAUAUUUGUGCCAGUUGGUGCAAGAACAGCGCUAUCACUAAAAAGGCAAGAAAUAAUACGGCUACCAGACCCAUACUCCAGUGAUUGUUGGAAUCUGACAGCAAAUCAAUCAAUCUACGACAAUGCCUAUUCAGAUGAGACGGAGCCUAGCCCAAAAAACUACACACGAUUAGCUUGCCUCAAGACAUGCUACCAACUAAACUUGAUAACUCAAUGUGCUUGCCUCAGCCACAAAAUAAAGACCAGAGGUACUGCUUAUGACAAAGCCAAUGUGAACCUUGAGGAAUUGGAUUUCUGCAAUUUGACAGAUUCUUGUUAUUUAAAAGUAAAGGAUGAUUAUGAGGAUGGGUCUCUGGAUUGCAACUGUAACUCCGAAUGCUGGGAACUGGCAUACAGUGCGACGAUUUCACAAACAUCUUGGCCUGCUCCAAAGUAUUUGGAUGAUCUAUUGAGAACUUAUGCAGCGAAAAACGACGUUAUAAGAGGAUUGUUAGAGAGCCCAUCAAGCAGGAAAAAACGCGACGUCGGAAAUGGAACUGAGACCCAAAAUGGAAAUGGAACUGUAAAUGGAAAUGUGACAAACAAUGGAAAUGAAACAGUUAAUGAAAAUAUUGGUGUUGAAGAAGCGCCAAUAGAAAUUGAACCAGGCACUGAUCGAUACUUCGCAAAACUUGAUGUGUACUUUGAUGAAUUGAACUUUAUUCGAAUAGAAGAGACUAUCGCAUAUACUGAGUGGAACCUAUUUUCUGACUUGGGAGGACAAUUUGGGUUUUGGUUAGGGUUCUCUAUCGUAUCCAUAUUUGAGAUUAUAGAAUUCCUCAUAGACGUUUCCAUAUUUCUCGUCUAUAAAUCCUUAAACAGAGAAAAACUUAAGGCUAAAGUCGGAGAUUCAGCUACCGAGUUAGAGGGGAGACCAGUUUCUUCUGGACCACAAGUAUUUGUAACUCAUGGCGGAGAGACAAAAUUUGGAUUAGAUGAGAAUGUAAAGGCAGGUGUAAUUUAACAACAAACUGACUAUAAUUUACUAAUGCCUUUAGUUAUAUCUGGGAAUAGGAUUUUGAUUCAAUUCUAUCUUAAGGUUAUAUGAAGAAUCAGACAAAGAGUCCUCUUUUAUGCGAAGACUUACACCUUUCUUUAUAAAUAUGUAUUUAAUAUAUCUGGUGUCCCAAGUAUUUUCUCACCAGUAGAUAGGCCAAAUUUUUUGUGCAAGUUAUCAUCUGUGAUUGCAUUUUUCAAUCAUGAUUGACAGAUGCAACCACGUGAUAGCUAGCACAAACACUAUGAAGGUCUCAUUGCGCAACUCGGAUAUAGAAUUGUUUGACAUAUGAUUUUGAAUUUGUUGAUAUACUUACAUAAUAUGUAACUGUUUCCUUUCAUAUUUGUACCACUUACUAAUGAUAUACCCUUAGGCUACUUUAUUGAAAUUUGCAAUGAAUUUUAUUCUGCUACUUUUUGGGACACCCGAUAUAUGCAGUGCCAAUAGUACUUAAUUAAAAUUGGUAAUUAUUUAUAUUUAUCACUCGCCAAUGCAGUCAUUUUAGAAAACCAAAAAAUUUUGCAUUUCCUGGUUCUUCUAAUGAAAAGCAAAGCUUUCUCACUUACUUUUACUUACAACACAUGAACAAUG
Owenia fusiformis is the source of this 2651-nucleotide messenger RNA. Lineage: Eukaryota; Metazoa; Annelida; Polychaeta; Sabellida; Oweniidae. The record is from the annotation of a GenBank genome assembly.